CGGACAUAAAUGACGAGAACAGGUUGUUUACACCGGAAGCGCGGGUCUUCUGUGAGAGAUAGAAUAUUAGCAAGCAAUUGUUGUCCACAAGGUUGACCUAAUGUGAAAAAACGGGAAAGGCUAUUAUGUUAACGAUUACGUUUCUAGAUUAGUGGCGUGAAUGCUGGAAGUGUGUUUACUCAAUAAUGUUGGUCGGCUACAGCAGCAGCUCGGACGAUGAAACUGAAGCUGGUGGUGAAGAUGCGGUCAUAACUGGGGACAGUAAAAGUGCUAAAUAUCAUGAAAAGUCUCGGCAGGACAAGGAUGACGACGACUGCCCGUCGACGAAAAAGCAGAAAAGUGAGGAAAUAUAUCCUACAACAAGACUGCCUAUCCCUGGUUGUUUACUCGCCAUGUUUCCAGACGAUGUGGACCCACAGGACGAGGACAGCUUGCUGCAUGGUGGCCGUGUCCGCUCUUUUAAACACGAGAGAGGAAACUGGGCCACCUAUGUUUAUUUUCCAUACCAACCUGAAGAGAAGUUUGAGGAGCUGAUGGAAGAGCUUCUUUCGACAGCAGCUGCCUUUGGUGUGAUUUUGAACCCACAAGAGGAACUCCAUCUCAGCCUCUCUCAGACAGUGGCGCUAAAACACCACUGGAUCCUGCCCUUCACACAGAGUCUCAAGGCAGGCCUGGCCCGCUGCAAAAGGUUUGUGUGCUCAGCAAGCAGACUGAAGGUCUAUUGUAAUGCUGAGAAGACAAGGACAUUCCUAGGGAUGGAAGUGCUAAAUGGACACACUCACUUACUGGAUCUGAUCCGAGUGGUUGAUAAAACAAUGAUAGAAUUUCACCUGAAUACUUUUUAUCAGGAUCCAUCUUUCCACGUGAGCCUGGCCUGGUGUGUUGGAGACUUCACUGCGCAAUUGAGGAAGUGCCUUCAAGAGCUUCAGAAUGUGGUUGACAAUCAUGAAGAGGGGCCGUAUUAUAUGUGCUUAGACUGUACAGAACUGCGCUGCCGCACAGGAAACAAGACUUUCAGAUUUUCUCUGGAUACGACGCAGUACCAAGGACCACCAAACAAAUAGACACAAGGGAGUUUGGGGAUGUUUUUUUUUUUUUACACCUUGCAGUAACGCCUAAUCUACAACUAGAAAUAACCAAUAAAGUGUAAUAUUUUUUAAGAGACAA
Molecule: messenger RNA, 1167 nt
Organism: Nerophis ophidion (straightnose pipefish)
Lineage: Eukaryota; Metazoa; Chordata; Actinopteri; Syngnathiformes; Syngnathidae
Gene: usb1
Product: U6 snRNA biogenesis 1
Exons: 7
Coding region: 186-1064 (292 amino acids)
Biological process (GO): U6 snRNA 3'-end processing
Cellular component (GO): nucleus
Molecular function (GO): 3'-5'-RNA exonuclease activity
Source: RefSeq, a predicted model, not a curated record